AUGUCGCAAUACAAAACGGGUUUACUUCUAAUACAUCCGGCAGUGACUACAACACCAGAGCUAGUGGAGGAUACUAAAGCUCAAGCUGCAUUCAAGAAGGUCAAGUUUGUGGACCAGUUUUUAAUUAAUAAACUAAAUGAUGGGUCCAUAAAUUUGGGGAAGGCCAAAUAUGAAACCAUCCAAUAUUUGACACCAGAAGCCCUGACUGAUAUCAAGUUUCCGAAGAAGUUAAUUUCUGUCUUAGCUGACUCAUUGAAACCAAAUGGCUCACUAAUGGGUUUAAGUGAUAUUUAUAAAGUAGACGCAUUGAUUAACGGUUUUGAAAUAGUUAACGAGCCAUUUUACUACUGGAUUAAAAAGGAUUUUUCUAAGCUUAACCGAACUGUUUCCAUACCGUUGAAAAAUAAGAAAAUGAGCAGCACUAAGCUGCAGAGUGGUAGCACGCUCCCAGCUUUCAAAAAGGCUGGUUCCUCAACUUCUAAUCUGCCUUCAUUCAAAAAAGCAGGUGAUACAAAGGAACCUAUAGUCAAGAGAACAGACGGCUUCAAACCACCUAGGUUUGAGAUGGCUGCUGAACCAAAAGUGCAUAGAGUUGUAGACGACCUAAUUGAGGACAGUGAUGAUGAUGAUUCCUCUAGUGACUCUUCCAAAGCUCAAUAUUUCGACCAAGUGGAUAUCGGCAAUGAUUCUAUUGAAGAAGAAGACUUAAUCGACGAAGACGAUUCUAAUAAGCCAAUGAUUACUAUGAUUACAUGUGGUAAGUCCAAAACUAAAAAGAAGAAAGCUUGUAAAGAUUGCACCUGCGGUAUGAAAGAGCAGGAAGAAAGGGAAAUAAAUGAUAUUAGAUCUCAACAGGAUAAAGUUGUCCAGUUUACCGAGGAUGAGUUAACUGAAAUUGAUUUUACCAUCGAUGGGAAGAAAGUCGGCGGCUGUGGCUCUUGUUCUCUAGGGGAUGCCUUUAGAUGUAGUGGUUGUCCUUACUUGGGUCUCCCUGCCUUCAAACCUGGCCAACCUAUCAAUUUGGAUAGUAUUUCGGAUGACUUGUAA
Molecule: messenger RNA, 1047 nt
Organism: Saccharomyces paradoxus
Lineage: Eukaryota; Fungi; Ascomycota; Saccharomycetes; Saccharomycetales; Saccharomycetaceae
Gene: DRE2
Product: electron carrier DRE2
Exons: 1
Coding region: 1-1047 (348 amino acids)
Biological process (GO): iron-sulfur cluster assembly
Cellular component (GO): cytoplasm
Molecular function (GO): iron-sulfur cluster binding
Source: RefSeq, a predicted model, not a curated record